Messenger RNA from Alosa alosa (allis shad), 2590 nucleotides. RefSeq names its product calpain 8 (gene capn8). Gene Ontology annotation, cellular component: cytoplasm. Gene Ontology annotation, biological process: proteolysis. Lineage: Eukaryota; Metazoa; Chordata; Actinopteri; Clupeiformes; Clupeidae. The transcript is spliced from 21 exons. The record is from RefSeq and is a predicted model, not a curated record. Gene Ontology annotation, molecular function: calcium-dependent cysteine-type endopeptidase activity; calcium ion binding. The coding region runs from base 101 to 2200 and encodes 699 amino acids.
CCUCUCUCUCUCUCUUUUUCACACACACACACACUCACUCACUCACUCUUUCAUUCGCCAUCUCGCACGUCUAGUGUUCCGUCUGUAAAGAGCGGUCGCGAUGUCCAACGUAGCCCACCACCUGGCUCACAGGAAGGAGAGGGAGGAGGAGGGGAUCGGCUCCAACGCCAAAGCCAUCCCCUUUAACCAGCAGGACUUCAGCACCCUGAGGGAGCGGUGCCUGCGCACUCGGACCCUGUUCUGCGAUCCCACCUUCCCGGCCGAGGCCAAGUCCCUGGGCUACAACGAGCUGAGCCGCUACUCGCCCAAGACACGAGGUGUGGAGUGGAAGAGACCCACGGAGUUCUGCACAAACCCCCAGUUCAUCGCGGAAGGAGCCAGGAGGACAGACAUCUGCCAGGGAGCCCUGGGUGACUGCUGGUUGCUGGCGGCGAUCGCCUCCCUCACGCUGGAUAAUGACAUCCUGGCACGAGUGGUCCCUCAGGAGCAGAGUUUCCAGGACGACUACGCCGGCAUCUUUCACUUCCAGUUCUGGCAGUAUGGUGAGUGGGUGGAUGUUGUCAUUGACGACCGGUUGCCUGUGAGAGAUGGAGAGCUGAUGUUUGUGCACUCAGCAGAGGGCUCAGAGUUCUGGAGCGCCCUACUGGAGAAGGCCUAUGCCAAGGUGAACGGCUGCUAUGAGUCCCUCACAGGCGGCAGCACUAUCGAGGGUUUCGAGGACUUCACCGGGGGCAUCGCCGAGGCGUACGACCUGGCCAGGGCUCCACCACACCUCUACAAGCUCAUGAAGAGGGCCCUCGGACUCGGCUCCCUGCUCGGAUGCUCCAUAGAUAUCUCCAAUGUGUAUGACACGGAGGCAAAGACCGCGAUGAACCUGGUGAAGGGUCACGCCUACUCGGUCACUGCUGCUGAGGAGGUGCACAUGUACGGGAGGCCCGUUGAGCUGGUGCGGAUCAGGAACCCCUGGGGGCAGGUGGAGUGGAGUGGGGCCUGGAGUGACAACUCAAGUGAAUGGGACAGUGUGAGACCGGAGGAGAAGAGCAAGCUGGACCACUGCGCUGAAGACGGGGAGUUCUGGAUGGCCUACACUGACUUCAUCCGUCAGUUCACUCGUCUGGAGAUCUGUAACCUGACACCCGACGCUCUGACCAGUGACGAAGUGCGGCGCUGGAACCACUACCAGUACGACGGCACAUGGCGAGUGGGCUCCACCGCCGGAGGAUGCAGGAACAAUGCAGCCACGUUCUGCUCCAACCCCCAGUUCUCCAUCCGUCUGGAGGAGGAGGACGACGACCCCCACGAUGGGGAAGACGGCUGCACCUUCCUGGUGGGCCUCAUGCAGAAGGACACGCGCCGCGAGAAGAUGUUCGGACGCGACCUCAACACCAUCGGCUUCGCCAUUUACCAGGUUCCUGAUGAGUAUAAGGGUCGUUCCAACAUCCACCUGGGCCCGGACGUGUUGCUACGGCAACGAGCUGUGGCCAUGAGCCACACCUUCUCCAACCUGCGGGAGAUGUGCGACCGCUUCAAGCUCCCGCCCGGCGACUACGUGAUCAUCCCGUCGACCUUUGACCCACACAAGAAGGGCAGCUUUGUGCUGCGCGUCUUCUCCGAGAAGCACGCCGCCACCAGUCCAAUGGAAGAAGACAUCGAUGUUGAGGUUGAAGAGCCUGAGAUUGCGGAUGUGGACCCACACUUCAAACAGCUGUUCCUUAAGAUCGCUGGGAACGACUCGGAGAUCUCUGCAUUCGAACUUCAGCAGAUAUUAAACAAAGUCAUCUCUAAACGAACUGAUGUGAAGACUGAUGGUUUUGCUCUGGAGACCUGUCGCCACAUCAUCAGUCUGCUGGAUAGAGAUGGGACCACCAAACUGGGCCUGGCAGAGUUUCAUGCUCUCUGGGUAAAGACUCAGAAGUACUUGGAUAUUUUCCAGAGCCACGACAAAGAUAACUCUGGCACCAUCAGUAGUCAUGAGCUGAGAGGAGCUCUGACUGAAGCAGGGUUCAAACUGAACAGUGAGGUGCUGCAGGUGAUCGUGCAGCACUAUGCCAAUGCUCAGUUCGCCAUCGACUUCGACUGCUUCAUGGGCUGCCUCAUACGUCUGGAGAUGCUCUUCAAAAUGUUCAAGACUCUCGAUAAGAAGAGCUCAGGGAAAAUUGAGCUGGACAUGUUUCAGUGGCUUUGCCUGGCCAUGCAUUAGUGUUCCCCAGAUGUCCGUCCUGACUCUCUGGAGGCGAUGGGGAACUGUUCUGCUCCAGUUGUCGGGGGACGCCACGAGCUGCCGGGCCUUGGUUACCGGAUGGUUCUUUCACCUGUUUUAUGAUGCGCUUUUAGUGAGGAAAUUUACUUAAUGAAAGACUGUUUUAUGAAGCGCUUUUAGGGAAGGAAAUGUACUUAAUGAAAGAUUGUUUUUUGCCUAUUAUCAUUAAACCCAAUGCUGGAUUGUCCCUGAGUCAUAUACUGAUUAAGUUUAUGGUUGCUUGGAAAGUUCUUUAUUUAAAGAACAGAAAAUGGAGGAUUAUUUGAAGAAAGCAGUUUAAAGGACACACCUGAUCAUUUCAAUAAUAAUAAAAAAGAAAUGAUUUUUGCU